This is a messenger RNA of Gamsiella multidivaricata, 1584 nucleotides long. RefSeq lists its product as uncharacterized. The transcript is spliced from 4 exons. The coding region runs from base 161 to 1150 and encodes 329 amino acids. Lineage: Eukaryota; Fungi; Mortierellomycota; Mortierellomycetes; Mortierellales; Mortierellaceae. Gene Ontology annotation, cellular component: spliceosomal complex. Gene Ontology annotation, biological process: spliceosomal complex disassembly. The record is from RefSeq and is a predicted model, not a curated record.
GUGACUACCAACGACAAAUACAUUCUAGCGGGCUGUCCAUGGCUUGGGGGAAGUUUCAACUAAUAAAGCAUAGCAGGAGACGAGGCAAAGCAACUCAUUCAACCCCGCAUCAAGGAAGCCCACGGCAGGUUGCCCUCAGAAACAACGACGAUCGACAGACAUGGCAGAUGAACAGAAGGAUUGGUACGCCGUUUUGGGCAUUGAGCGGACGGCGACAAGCAAGGAGAUCACAAAGGCAUAUAGGUUGAAAGCAUUGAAAUACCAUCCCGACAAGAAUCCUGAUCCCAGCGCAGCAAAGAUCUUCCAUGACUUAUCACAGGCAUACGAUCUUCUUCUCGAUCCUGCAGCCCGAGCUGCUUUCGACAACUUGCUGAAUGUCAAGGUCCAGGCAAAGCAGCGAACGGACAAGUAUGAUUCAGCACGCAGGAAAAUGAAGGAGGACCUUGAGAACCGAGAAAAUGCGUUCAGGAAACAGCAGGAGGAAGAAAAGGUGGCAGCAAUGAGGAUGCAUUACGAGAUGGAGCGGUUAAAGCAGGAAAACAGUAAAAAGCGGGCUGAAAGAGAAGCGGAAUUACUUCGGCAGGCGGAUCAAUUGUCAGAGGUAGCAGCAGUUGCAAGGCAGGCAGCACUAGAUGAAGAGACGAAAUCACUAGAUACCACCUUGCGGCUCAAAUGGAAGAAGAAGAAGUACACCUUCCAUAGCAAGCAGUUGACGGAGAUCUUCAACAAAUACGGUGCGAUUGAUUCGUGUCUCUCAAAGAAGCAAGGGUCGGCGUUAGUCUCAUUCAAGACUCUAACGGGCGCGUAUACGACGAUGAGAGCAUCUGAGAGGCAGGAUAACGAACUCGAGGCAUUCGCGAUCACUUGGGCUGCCGGCGUAGAACCGGCAACGGUGGCAAGUCUGCGUUCAAAGGACUCCUCAGGAUCAAAUUCGUCAGCGUCGACACCGAGUUCAACAUCAGCAUCGAAUCCCUUGUCGACAACGAAAAAGCAACCGGCGACCCCGACACCAGCAUUUAACGUCGGUACAAGCACGUUAUAUACACCAGCAUUUUCUACACCAGCAUUUUCUACACCCGCAUUUUCAGCAACCGGAACUAGUUUUGGCGGUUUCUCUGCACAGGUAUGGUCACCAAACAUGGCUCCCUGAGGGUCAGAACGGAUAUGUCAUAACAGACUGAUAAAAUGGUAUUGACUAUGUCCUUUUAUUGUAUUGUUGUAUUUAGGUGCCUAGCUUUGGCGCACCUCCGGAGUUCAAAGUCGCGGCAUCAUUCGUGGAUGACUACGAGGCUGCCACGCUUACCAAGAUGAAGAGCAGGGACAGCGAGCGGAAACGGUUGGCAGAGGAAAUGUUGAGACUGGAUAAGGAAGAGGAAGAGCGUCUCCAGGCUGAAGCGAAGGAUAAGAAGCAAAAAGUAUAGACCGAUGCAUGACCUGGCCUUAGCAAACACAAAUCAUUGCUAAUAAUAAGAGCCAUUUGCCCUACACCACAAGACCAAAAUAAGAUGAGCGCUGAGCAAGGGCUGUGGUGGCAGUGAGAAAAGGACCAUAACUUUAAUAACCUAUGGUGGUCCCCAUCGCUCC